Alternaria rosae is the source of this 2303-nucleotide messenger RNA. RefSeq names its product mediator of RNA polymerase II transcription subunit 1-domain-containing protein. Gene Ontology annotation, biological process: regulation of transcription by RNA polymerase II. Gene Ontology annotation, molecular function: transcription coregulator activity. Gene Ontology annotation, cellular component: mediator complex. The transcript has a single exon. The coding region runs from base 91 to 2133 and encodes 680 amino acids. Lineage: Eukaryota; Fungi; Ascomycota; Dothideomycetes; Pleosporales; Pleosporaceae. The record is from RefSeq and is a predicted model, not a curated record.
GAUACACGCAACAUGAUACCGCAACAUCCACGGCUCACUCAACUGCAUAAUUAACAUACGCAGUGCCUUGCGCACUCACCAACGCCCAUCAUGGCCACACCAACGCCCAAAGACAAAGAAACGCCCUCGCGACACCUCAAUGCCUUCUCCUCGCCCGCCCCACGCAGCGUCCCUCCCUCCGGCAAUAUCAACAUGAUGUCGUACGACUCGCCCGCGGUGCUUAAUAUGCUCAACGACGUCGCGAGCUCGGGCAUGGGAGGUGUGGGCAUGGGUAUCACCAUGAGCGGGCUGGGCAUGUCCAGUUUGGGCAUGAGCGCAAGUGCCAUGGGACGCGCCGACGAAGCAGAGCGAAGCCGCAGACUGCGCGAAAUUAUAGACAUCAUCGGCAAGAAGCCCGGACGCGUCAGCGAGCAGGGACUGCUUGCGCUGUGCAAGAAGAUGGGCAUCCCGUGCGAGAAGCACAUGGACGAAGCAGGCACCUGGAGUCUCUUGAUCGGAGACGAGGCGCUGUGCGACGUCACCUUCAAGAACGACGAGAUUGUUAGUGUCAAUCUCCAGACUGGCCUGGACGAAUCGAGAUCCGACCUCAACUUCGGCGCGACAGGCUCUGAGAUUCUUGUGCGAAGCCUGAAACCUCUUCCCGGCCAGAGCAAGCUGAACGUCACGCUCGAGCGCUUCUCAGAGAGCUUGGAGAAGCUGCUGACGCUCGACAAGCUGGGCUCCCCGCAGAACGGCGGAGUUAGUUGCUACAAUGCGAUUGCGGGAGUCUACACGAGCCUCCGGAAACUAUUCGAACAUGAAAAGAAGACGGAGCUCGCAAACAGGAAGCCGGACGAGCGGUUUAGGACAUACAGGGCCGAGCGCGAAGUGCUGUGCAAGAAGAGCGGACGACCCAGGCUCAAUGGCGGAUCGUGUCUCGGUCUGAGUUUGGAAUACUGGAUGGAUGGACGGGCGCAUAUAGACCCGCCGACUGAGUCUGCCUCGUACCCGGAAGACCAUCGCUGGAGUCGCAACAAGAUGUACUCACUGACCAUCGAAUGCGAAUCUUCGCCCUCCACCCUCUACACUCCCAUACGUAUCUCCGACGACUGGAUCAGCGACGCUGUGGAGAAGUCAGCCGACGCAGACGCAAAUGUCUCCCUAGACAAUAUGCUGAUGAACACAUCCUCAAUAGACUGGCUUGACCCCAAGCCGACCUACCUCGAAGCCCCUGAGCAAACCGACGAUGCUAUGAACCUAGACUCCGCAGCUGGAAGACUCCCCAACGUACGCUUUGUCGCGAAGUUCAAUCCCCCCCUCGUCGUACCGCUCGCUGUGCACAUGCAGCUCUACCAGAUCGUUGGCAUUGAGCCUCGCACCGACGACUUCCGACCUACAACAUUCGCCGGCCUAGCUCUGAGGCCAGGCGAGGUAGAUCCAGGCAUGUCCAACACAACAGGCGACCGCACUCACGAGAUACGCAGCUCGCGGACAGUUCUAGUGCAAGACGCAUCCGGAGGCGAUUCGGACAGGCGACACGACAUGAGUCUCUACAUACCCAAGCUAGAGUACAGCCGCACGCUCGAAAGCCUCCCCUUCAGCCAUCCGAAGCAACUCGUCGAGAUGCUGCCCGUGCUAAGACAGUACGCGCAUGUCACAUCUCUCAUACGAGACUGCUUCUACCUCGCACCUGAAAAGCCUAUUCCGACCCACAAGCUCGGCAAGCAUCCCACAACAACAGCUCCACCGCAGACGUCCGCGCAGGGAGAACUACCUCCUGUCCAACUCGACGUUACUCUAAGCUAUAACCCGCCUACACCACGCUUCACCCUGCACGUACCCCACCCUGAUGCUACAACAUCUUCACCCGACGUAUCAGACCUCCUUUCUGGUCUCCUCUCUGACACAUCGACACCGAAAAAAUACCACGCACCCCUCGCCGUAACAAUCGACAUCCACACCAACGGCGAGCUAGUCGCCAUGGAGCAAAACAUUCACGCACACCACGACAGCUUAGAACAACCACAGGCUCAAGCAGAGUUCUUUGAUAAGAAAAUGAAGAUACUGGCUAAAGUACUAGACGCCGCGGAUGAUCUGGGUGUCUGGGCAGAGUGGCUCAGGCAAGAGGCCGUCCGCAGUGCGAGGAAGGAUUAGGAAGACUUUCUGUAUGGACCUGAACCAGAGGUUGAUUUGAUGGAAGAGGAGAGGGAGGGGUGGCUGGCUUGGGCGAGGAGUAAUGGCUGGGAUGGGGAGAAGUGGAAGUGACGGGUAGGAGAUGAGAUGUGGGAUAUAAGGUUGAUGGGUGAUGUGGUGGGAUGGAGAUG